This is a messenger RNA of Haliotis rufescens (red abalone), 3016 nucleotides long. Its product is annotated as inactive rhomboid protein 1-like. NCBI's taxonomy places the organism in Eukaryota, Metazoa, Mollusca, Gastropoda, Lepetellida, Haliotidae. Gene Ontology annotation, cellular component: endoplasmic reticulum membrane. Gene Ontology annotation, molecular function: serine-type endopeptidase activity. Gene Ontology annotation, biological process: regulation of epidermal growth factor receptor signaling pathway; regulation of protein secretion. The transcript has 11 exons. Bases 297 to 2735 code for a protein of 812 amino acids. The record is from RefSeq and is a predicted model, not a curated record.
GCACUUCCGGUUGAAUGGUUCGUCUGCUACAGAAAAGAAGACUGCAUGCAUCGUCGAACAGGAGUGUUACUUAGAGAGUGUCUGAAAUGCCUGCAGAAAGAAAAGGUGAACGAGUUUUACUCAUUGGUAAUUUGAAUUGAACACCUCGCCUUCAAAUAGCCCCAUUUCACAGUUUGACUACGACUGCUUUCGGUGUUAUUUCAGUAAAGAAAAAUGGUCUUCGCGAUCUCAUUUCUACACCCAGGGAGAAAUAACUGACAGAGAGCUAGGCAGUAUAGCAGGAGGGUUGUACAAUCAUGUGGGAGAAAUCAAAAUCAGCUGGUUCCUUUUUUCUUCAACCUGUUCGACCAUUCUUUUGGGCUGCAGAUGAUAGGGAGCUUAAGUCCUGGAAAAGUCAUUUUGAGAGGAGAAUUCAGACCGGUGACUUUGGCAUCACGCUACAGGCAGUGCUGCCAAGUAUUUUGGCACCCACGUCAUUUCAGAGAGACAAGCUUGUGAAACAAGUGGAGACAGUGCUUUCCCACAUGUCGGUCCUUGAACCAGAAGGAAGUUCAGAGGAACUGUUCAGGUGCUCCACUGUUGGUCUUAUUGGUCAACACUUACAUGAUCUCAGGAAGAAUUCGUUUGAGACUCCAAAGACAUCUUCUGACGUAAAACGUUCCACCCUGAGUUUGGAAGAGUUUGUAAUGUGUGAGAUGCAAGUGGCUGAUAUGGACAUAUUUCUGGACGCGUUGGACCUAGGGUUGUCAGACACAGAUCUUAAAGAAGAUGGCUUUGAGCAGAUUAGCAUUGAGGAAACUGUUGAUGACAUGCCUCGUUUUGUUUCACCAGAAGAACAUCCUGCAAAAGACAUACAGAAGUGGCGGGGGGAAGUGCAUCCCUCGAACCAACCCAACGACGUGAUGACUGCCCAGCCUGAUGUUAAGUAUGAGGGGGCUGCGGACGACCAUCACGUAAAGCCGCCAAACAAUUUUCAGAAUAACACCAUACAGAUUCCUGACAGCCUUGGAAAAAAUCAAGAUGAUUCAGUUGGUGAGAACAGCCAACAGGACACUAACAAUUCUGGAGGUGACAAGCAUAGUUGGUUUAGAAACAAAGUCGGUCCGAUUCCAUCCAACCAAAAUAACCACGCCGCUGAUAGUCCUUCAAAGAAUUCAGGGGAAAAGAAAAUACUUGGAAUGACAAAUAUGGCGUACCAGACGUCGGGACUUUCAUUAGGUUUUGCAGAGUCAGCCAAGAGGUUGAUUAGGGGAGUUUUAACGAACAGCGCAGAAAAGAUAGAAUAUGCGACAGAACUGACACGUCUUGAGCAAGUGAAGGAGCAAACGGUCUCCGAGUACAAGUGGAAAAUACGCACAGUUGAGGAAGUCGGCGAGGUAGCAAAAGCCUACUAUCAUGACCCUGCUGGGCGUGGCAGGAGGAGAUGGAAUGAGCUGAGGAGGGAAAUUGCCCAACACAGCAAACACAGUAUCACGGACACCAGAGCCAAGUUGGCAACCCUGACUCAUUACAAGCCAAUCUUCACUUACGCUGUUAUGAUGCUUCAGGUUCUGGUGCUCGUUGUGAUGAUCUCCCUCAAUGGCAUGGCUACUGUGGAUGCUGCAUCUGGGCUGCACUUGCAGGAUAACACCAGGACCUUCCUGGGUGUCGAGACUGUGGACAGCCGGCAACAAGUCAACAUGUGGGUGGGGCCUUCUUCCAGUUUCUUCAUAGGAAUGGGUGCGUUGUUGAGUGUGUGCAUGAGGGAUGACCACAAUCUGCACAUGCAGGGAAUAGCACAGAACUACAGUGCAGACAACGCCCUGGGGUGUUGUGAGGUGAAGACCAGAAACACUGCAGCAACUACCACCCAGGAGGAGUGCCAGUCACUUACUCUAGGUGUAGGUCUCUGGAGGGAGGUACCCUGUGGCCAGAGACAACCUGGGGAGAACUAUGUGGAGCAUGUCCUCAAACCCUGCUGUACUGAUGAGAGGGGCACCUGCUUACUCCUAUCAAAUGAACACUGCAGUUUUCUCGGAGGAAUCUUUCAUGAAAAGGAAAAGGAACACUGUUCUCAGGUAAAUUGUCCAAGUGAAAUCUGCCAAAUGGGUGGAAUGUCAUCGAAUAUUCAUAAACCCUGGCUUCCCAGUUCCUUCCAAUGGUGGCGCCCACUCUUGUCUCUGGUGUACACCCAUGGUGUAGUACAUUUGCUGUUGCUGCUGGUGGCUGAGUGGCUACUUCUGCGGCAAGUGGAGAUGUCAGCUGGGUGUUUGCGGGUGGCCGUUAUAUAUUUCAUCUGUGGAGCCGCAGGUGGUAUGUGUGCAUCAGUUGUCUCCCCCUACAGCCCCCAGGUUUGCACGACAGCUGCCGUAAUGAGUUCACUAGGUGUAUUACACAUGGAGCUCAUCGAGGCUUGGACCCUUCUCACGCGACCAUGGCUGGAACUUGUCAAGAUCUAUGGCCUCCUAGCUUUAGCAUUGAUCACAGGAACUUUGCCCCUGAUAAGCAAUUUUGCAAUUAUCACUGGCUUCCUUACAGGACAUCUGAGUGCAGUUGCAUUCCUUCCAUACAUUAAUCUCCGGUUGUGGACCAAGAGGACUCGUGUAGCAGCUGUGUUUGUGUCACUGGCCUUGAUAUUUCUGUUGUACUUUAUCAUCAUUUAUAGUUUCCAUCAUCUACAGAAUCUGUACACAUGUGAAUGGUGCAGAAACUUUGAGUGUGUAGAAUAUGCUCCUCACAUGUGCACACAGCCAUGAUACUUACACAGUCAUGAUACUUACACAGCCAUGAUACUUACACAGCCAUGAUACUGACAUAUAAACCCUACACAGCCAUGAUACCAACAUAUAAACCCUACACAGCCAUGAUUCUUACACAUAAACCCUACACAGCCAUGAUACUGACAUAUAAACCCUACACAGCCAUGAUACUUACACAGCCAUGAUACUGACAUAUAAACCCUACACAGCCAUGAUACCAACAUAUAAACCCUACACAGCCAUGAUUCUAACACAUAAACCCUACACAACCAUGAUAC